AUGGCCAUUGGGUGAUCCACUAAAUCAUGGAGCUGAAAGUAUGGGUGGAUGGUGUCCAGAGGAUUGUUUGUGGUGUCACGGAAGUUACAACAUGCCAAGAAGUUGUGAUAGCGCUUGCUCAGGCUAUAGGUCGUACAGGAAGGUACACCUUGAUAGAAAAAUGGAGAGAUACCGAGAGGCACCUGGCACCUCAUGAAAACCCCAUCAUCUCCUUGAAUAAAUGGGGGCAAUAUGCCAGUGAUGUGCAGUUAGUCUUAAGGCGCACAGGGCCAUCUUUCAGCGAGAGACCAACCUCUGACAGUGUUGCUCGGAUACCUGAAAGAACUUUGUAUCGGCAGAGUUUACCCCCCCUGGCCAAGCUGCGGCCCCAGAAUGACAAGGCAAUAAAAAGAAGAGAACCAAAGAGGAAAUCUUUGACUUUCACUGGUGGGGCAAAAGGAUUAAUGGACAUAUUUGGCAAAGGUAAGGAGUCAGAGUUCAAGCAGAAAGUUCUCAGCUGCAAGACUACCAUUGACGAGCUGAAGAAACUGAUUCUCCUCCAGACAGAGAAGCUUCAGUCGAUUGAGAAACAGCUGGACUCUAACAAUGCUGCGAUCCAGUACUGGGAACAGAGGUACAGUUACAGCCUGGAAGAUGAAAUUGUCAAACUGGAGCAGAAGAUCAAAAGGAAUGAGGUAGAAAUUGAGGAGGAGGAAUUCUGGGAAAAUGAGCUCCAGAUUGAGCAGGAGAAUGAGAAGCAACUGAAAGAGCAGCUCCAGGAGAUCCGGCAAAGAAUCAUGGACUGUGAGAGCAGGCUGAAGGAAUAUGUGGCCCAGAUUCACAGCAUGGAAAGUGGCCUGGAGGCAGAAAAGUUGCACUGGGAAGUGCAGGAGUCAAAAGUCAACGAAGAAGAAGUCCAAGAGAAGAUCGACAAAGUGAAAGGGGAAAUUGAUAUUCAGGGGCAACAAAGCCUCCGGCUGGAAAAUGGUAUUAAAGCUGUUGAAAGGUCUCUGGGCCAGGCUGCCAAACGGUUGCAGGACAGAGAACAAGAACUCGAGCAGCUGACCAAAGAGCUGCGGCAAGUGAAUCUCCAACAAUUUAUCCAGCAAACAGGGACCAAGGUUACUGUGCUGCCUGCAGAACCCUCUGAACUGGAGGCUUCACAAAUGGAGUUCGAGAGAGAAGUUCCAUUUCAAUCCGGAAGCCUGAAGCGCCCCAGUUCAUCAAGGCAGCUUCCCAGCAACCUUCGGAUCCUGCAGAACCCGCUGUCGUCUGGUUUUAACCCAGAGGGCAUUUAUGUAUAACACUAUAUACCUCGUCUGGAGGGGACCUGUGAAGCUACCGUGGACCUCCUAUUGCUUCUGUUCUCCUAGUGAUACAUGGAGAAAUGGGGGGGGGGACCUUCCUUUCAGAAGCCACCAAGUUGUUGGUGCGUUUAUUUUUAACCAGACCUACAGCAGACUUAGAAUC
Molecule: messenger RNA, 1449 nt
Organism: Gekko japonicus
Lineage: Eukaryota; Metazoa; Chordata; Lepidosauria; Squamata; Gekkonidae
Gene: RASSF8
Product: Ras association (RalGDS/AF-6) domain family (N-terminal) member 8
Exons: 4
Coding region: 27-1283 (418 amino acids)
Biological process (GO): signal transduction
Source: RefSeq, a predicted model, not a curated record